This is a messenger RNA of Scatophagus argus, 968 nucleotides long. It is a transcript of the gene igfbp7, whose product is annotated as insulin-like growth factor binding protein 7. Gene Ontology annotation, molecular function: insulin-like growth factor binding. Lineage: Eukaryota; Metazoa; Chordata; Actinopteri; Scatophagidae. Gene Ontology annotation, biological process: regulation of cell growth; regulation of signal transduction. Gene Ontology annotation, cellular component: extracellular region. Bases 77 to 871 code for a protein of 264 amino acids. The transcript has 5 exons. The record is from RefSeq and is a predicted model, not a curated record.
GUUCAGAGGUUAGUGUGAGUAGACCGUGACACAGUCCAGACCAGAGUUCACAUCACAGAUCCCAGAUCAGACCAUCAUGAAGUUUGUCACAGUUUUUCUGUCUCUGGUUCCGGUUCUGUCGCUCCUGUCGGUCCUUGUCUCGGGGGCUCCGGGAUGCGGAGUGUGUGACCAGGCUUCAUGCGCUCCGCUCCCUGCGGAGGGGUGUCCCGCCGGCUCCCUGCUGGACUCCUGCGGCUGCUGCUCGGUGUGCGCCGCCGCAGAGGGCGAGCUGUGCGGCGGCCGCCGCGCGGCGGCGCGUCGCUGCGGCUCCGGAUUGGAGUGCGUCAAAAGCGACGAGGACAAGAAGAGCAAACUGGGAAUCUGCGUCUGUAAGAGCAACUACGAAGUCUGCGGAACCGAUGGAGUGACGUACAAGAGCGGCUGUGCCCUGAAGAGCGCUGGCCUGGCAGCCGAGAAAGAGGGCAAAGAACCCAUCAGCGUCCAGAACAAGGGCCGCUGCGCCACAGCUCCGAUCAUUGUCACCCCUCCAGGUGAGGUCUACAAUGUUAGCGGCUCUCAGGUGUACCUGAGCUGUGAGGCGGUGGGUGUACCCACACCUGUCCUCACCUGGAAGAAGGUCCUCAAUGGGAAGAGGAGGAUGGAGCUUCUUCCUGGAGACAGAGACAACCUGGCGAUUCAGACAAGAGGAGGACCAGAGAAACAUGAAGUGACCGGCUGGGUGCUGAUCUCCCCUCUGACCAAAGAAGAAGAAGGAUCGUACGAGUGUCACGCCACCAACUCCAAAGGGGAAGCCUCAGCGAUCGGAGCAAUUCACCUGGUCGAGUCCCUCGAUGACAUCGUCAAGAAAGUGACAAAGGAAGACGAGCUGUGAUCAGCUGAUCAGGGAUCAGAGGAGAUGAUCAUCAGAGGAAACAGCUGAAGAUGAUUUUUUUAAAUCUGAUUUUGCUUUUUAUGCAGUUCUGAAUUUU